GAUAUUACCACCAGAGCAGUGAUCACGUUCUCUUGAACUGUUUCACUUCCUGUUCUUAUUUGUUCCUGACCGUCUCUGUGAAGCAGGACAGCUCUUCACCUCCAUUAGCGUAUCAUCGCUCCACCGCAACACGAGUGACAUGCUUUACCUGCUAAUGGCCCCCCAGUGGCUGAGCUGCACCACUGCAGCAUUUCUGCUCUUAGUUCACAUCACCCCGGUCGUCACUCAGUCCUGCAGCGGGGGAAUCCCAGGGAUCCCUGGGAUACCAGGCAGCCAUGGGCCCAACGGCAGGGACGGUCCCCCAGGAGAGAAGGGAGACCCUGGUGAGACAGGUGAGCCUGUCAGGGGCCAGAAGGGGUUGCCAGGUCUGUGGGGCCCCCCAGGACGGCCUGGGCUGAAGGGGGACUUGGGUCUUUCGGGGCCUCCCGGUAGUCCAGGCCAGCCAGGUGAGAAGGGACGGCCCUUCAACCCUUCCAACCAGCAGAAAUCCUUCUUCUCCUACAAACGGGAGAUAUCACACUCACCAGAGAUCGACACCGCCAUCAACUUCAACAAAGAGAUUUUGCCGGAUCUGGAUCAUCAGUAUCAAGGAGAAUCCCUGACAAACGGGACGUUCACAUGCACUGUCAGAGGCAUCUAUUUCUUCAGUUAUCACGUCUCAGCAAAGAGCAGAGUGUGUCUGACGCUGAUGAAGGGCAGCGAAAGUCACAUGACGCUGUGCGACACGUCUGAGGGCUUCCUGGUCACCUCCGGCUCGGCGGUCCUGGAGCUGGAGGCCGAAGACACGGUCUCGCUGCAGGCGACCAGGUACAACAACAUAGUGACGACCCAGAGCAGCACCAGUCACACCUUCACCGGCUUCCUGAUCUCUUCCACCACAUAGAGCCCCGACCUCCCGUCCAUUCAAUCACUGCUGACAUCAUCACAUUUACAGCGAUUAACUGUGUUUUCUGUAAUAGUGCAAAAAUCUGCAUAAUUAAUAAAGAUUGACUCAAUAGUGUCUCUGCUGCCUUGAAGUGCUAUAUCAGUGUGUCAUUUACAUUACUGAUUGUCCAAAAAUAUACCAUUUUAGCUAGCUUUCCAAUAGACUGUUUUUUUUUUGUUGUUGCUUUUAAUCCCAGUGGAAUAAAUCCGCAACAGUGAACAAUUCACCAGCUUUAUUCAGUUGUUUUAGAACAUUUUAAAGGUACAAUCUGUGAUCCAAAUAUAAACAACUUGUUGCCCCACCAUCAAAAAUAAAAUGAAAACAACACUGAAACCUA
Messenger RNA from Sebastes umbrosus (honeycomb rockfish), 1262 nucleotides. Its product is annotated as complement C1q subcomponent subunit B-like. The record is from RefSeq and is a predicted model, not a curated record. Gene Ontology annotation, molecular function: protein binding. NCBI's taxonomy places the organism in Eukaryota, Metazoa, Chordata, Actinopteri, Perciformes, Sebastidae. Bases 140 to 883 code for a protein of 247 amino acids. The transcript has 5 exons.